Laccaria bicolor S238N-H82 is the source of this 459-nucleotide messenger RNA. RefSeq lists its product as uncharacterized. Bases 18 to 353 code for a protein of 111 amino acids. The transcript is spliced from 6 exons. Gene Ontology annotation, cellular component: precatalytic spliceosome; U1 snRNP; U4/U6 x U5 tri-snRNP complex. Gene Ontology annotation, biological process: spliceosomal snRNP assembly; RNA splicing. Lineage: Eukaryota; Fungi; Basidiomycota; Agaricomycetes; Agaricales; Hydnangiaceae. Gene Ontology annotation, molecular function: RNA binding. The record is from RefSeq and is a predicted model, not a curated record.
UUCGCCAACAUACGAAAAUGAGUCAAUACGUUCAUGUCCCCAAGUCCGAAUUGGACGAAGCACAGUUGCGACAACUAGAAGAACACGAGAUCUCUCAAGGGCCAUUGUCAGUCCUACAGCAGGCUGUGCGGAACCACGCGCAAGUGCUCAUAUCUCUUCGAAACAACAAGAAACUGUUGGCUCGUGUGAAAGCUUUCGAUAGGCAUAGCAACAUGGUCCUAGAAAAUGUGAAAGAGAUGUGGACAGAGGUGCCAAAGGGGAAGAACAAGAAACCCGUGAACAAAGAUCGUUUCAUCAGCAAGAUGUUCCUUCGGGGUGAUUCCGUAAUUCUAAUUCUACGCAAUCAGGCAUAAUGGGAUUCCCAUUGUUUGUAUUUCCCCGGUCGCUCUGCGACUUUGUGUCCUCUAGCAUCAGCGCUGUAUCUACACUUUUUAGUAGAAUCUGUUACGCGACUCUUCC